Molecule: messenger RNA, 918 nt
Organism: Symbiodinium natans
Lineage: Eukaryota; Dinophyceae; Suessiales; Symbiodiniaceae
Source: the annotation of a GenBank genome assembly
AUGAGGCCCAGGCUCGUCCGCUCUUCACCCUUCGCCAGCUUCCUUGGCUACUCCGAGCUUGGAGUGGUGAGGGUUCUGGGCGUGGAAUGGCGGGAGGCCUGUUCGUCUAAGCUGUCAGCUGCUGCAGAUAACUUCGCGACGCAGCACAUCGUGGAGCCUUUGCUACAAGCCAUCCGAACCCCCGGAAGGAUAACGCUCGACCAGCUCGCGCAGUACUAUCUUGACAAGGGCCACUCCAGUGGGUUCACGUUGCAGGCAAAGUCAUCUGACGUCCCUUUGCCAGCUGGCUGGCGUGCCGGUGAUCAGGUCCAGGCCGAGCUUUGCUAUGCAAGGCUGCAGCGAGAUGCUUACUUGGCGGAAUCUGUGGCUGAGAGGUUGCUGGUCGAUUUCCAGAGCAAGUGCUUCUCCUGGCGCGAAAGCCCAUCGGACAUUGCCAAGGGAAGCUUUGCACAUUCCAGCAUCGCACCGCCAGAAGUAUCCCCACUUCCAAAAGCAUGGCCCGGUUGGUCCAGAUUCAAGGCCUGCUUCACCUGGAGGGAGGCCAGCGUCGAGGAAAGCCAGGGCGAGGCCUUCAGGGGGUAUUGUUGCGGAAGCAAUACGCACAUCUAUGCGCAAGUGGAAGGCAAGUGGUUCCACAAGCCUUCUGAAAUGGUUGAGGUGGAGGGUCCACGUGGCUGGUGUAGGACAAGUCGGACGAUUGAGGAUCAGAGUGCAUGGGAGCGGCCAAUCGUGACACCGGCUGCUGUCUUCUUCGAUUGUGAGCUGUGCUUAGUUGAACGCCACUACAGCAGAAUGAAGGCGUAUUCCGAAAGGUGCGAUCUUGCAAUGAAGCUUCGGCACCUCUUAGAUGGCGAGGUGCUGGCAGCUGCGAUUCGCAUCGUACGGUCACGAAGAAGCGACACUCACCAGCACGACUAG